Messenger RNA from Centrocercus urophasianus (Greater sage-grouse), 2088 nucleotides. RefSeq names its product USH1 protein network component harmonin binding protein 1 (gene USHBP1). Bases 114 to 2060 code for a protein of 648 amino acids. The transcript has 14 exons. Lineage: Eukaryota; Metazoa; Chordata; Aves; Galliformes; Phasianidae. The record is from RefSeq and is a predicted model, not a curated record.
GCGGCCCCGCGGGGCCCCACCAGCAGCAGGAUCCGGUCAUUGCGGGAUCCGGUCACUGUGGGGCCAAGCUGUGGGGCUGAACUGUGGGGCCGGGUGCUGGAAGGCGACAAGGGAUGGAGGAGGGCCAGGCUGGGCAGAGCCCCUCCUCCCCACUGCGCCUUGCAAGCGAGCGGCUGGACGAGGACAAGGGCAGGGAUGAGGACGAGGACAAGGAUGAAGAUGAGGACCCAGCUGCGGCAGGGGAUGAGCAGCACAUCACCACGCUGCUGGCCUGCACAAACCCCCACAGCACUCGGCAUCUGCCCCAUAAGGAGGAAGAAGAGCACUCGGGGUGCACCAGCAGCCCCCGCCCCGAUGGGCGGCAGCCUCAAGGGCUCGAUGGCACUGGGAAGGAAGCCCCCCGCCCCGACCUCUUUGCUGCCCUGCAGCACGCCGUCAGCUCGCUGGAACGCGCCGUCAUCUCCCGGCAUCGGCGCACGCCGGCACCGCCAGCAGAGUGGGCACAGAGCCUGGAGGAGCUGCAGCGCGUGGCGGGGACGUGGCAGGGCCUGGAGAGGGGAGAGGGGCUGCUGGAGGCGGCGGCGAGGAACGCGGCGCUGCUGGAGGCGCUGGGGCACCGCGACGAGGAGCUGAGCCGCACCACGGAGGCACUGCAGGCGUUGCAGGGGGAGCGCGAGCGGCUGCAGGGGAAGGUGUGGGAGCUGCAGGAGGCUCUGGCCAGGCUGGAAGGAAUGGGUGGUGCUGGGGGUGACGCCGUGGGGCUCAGCAGUGCUCCAAGACUGGGGGACCCCCAGGACUUGUCUGGCUGCCUCCUGAGCUACGACGAAGCUCAGCACCAAAGCGCUCAGCCCCACAGCCCGCUCUCCCCCCUGCCCUCAGAAGGUGCCAGCCAGGAGCUGGAGGACAGGAUGCAACAGCUACAGGGGCACACGGAGAGGCUGAAGGAGGUGAACCAGCAGCUCUCGGCUGCCCUGCACGACUGCAAGAGCGAUUCGGAGCGGCUCAGCAUGGUGCUGGGGCAGCACGAGUCACGCAGCAGCGCGCUGCGCCUGGCACUGCACUGCAGUGAGCGCUGCGUGGACGCCUAUGCUGCACUGCUGGAACGGAUGUGGGCGAAGCUGGGCAGGGAUGGGCACGGCCCCGAUGCUGGAGCCAUGGGGAAGCAGAGCGCAGAGCAUGGCUGUGGGCCCAGCCCCACACAGAGCCUGCAGCUCCCGGGCCAAGCAGAGCCGAAGGACAGCGGGGUCAGCUCCUGCCCCAGGCUGCACAGCGCCCACGGGUCAGAGGAGGGGGCCCUGCGUGAGGCCAUCCGGCAGCUGCGUGCCGAGCAGGCGGCCGUGCAGGUGUCCCUGAGCCAUGUCCCCAUGCCCACCCGCGCCCCAUCCCGCUGUGGUGAGGACAUCCGUGCCCGUGCUGAGCGUGCUCUGCAGGAUGCUCGUGCCCUCCUGCCUGGCUGGAGGCGGCCAGAGAGAGCGGAGCUGCUGCGGGAGAUCGCAGAGCUGAAGGAGGCCAUGGCCGAGCUGAGGAUGCGGCUGCAGUUGGCAGAGAAGGAGAAGAGGGGCUUGGAAGUGCUGGUGGCUGCGCAGGGCCCACGGGAGGCAGCGCUGCGCCUGGUGCUGCAGCACAUGGAGCGGGAGCAGGGGGCUCACAGCCCCUCCAGCAGCUCCAGCAGCAGCGAGGAGGAUGCUCCGAUGGGAGCAGCAGCACUGCAGCGCCCUGCGGACCCGGAGAGGACGGCGCAGGAGCUGCAGCGUGCUUUGGCACGCAUCGAGCAGCUGCACGCCCGAGCACAGGCCCUGGUGCUGUCCCUGGAGCAGAGCAGUGCUGUCAGCCGUGUGCAGCACGAGAAGUGCAUCGCCGUCACCAGAGAGUCCUUCCAUGCUCACAGUGCUCUGGCCCUGGCGUACCGCAGCGCCCGGCACAAGCAGGCAGCACAGCUGCAGCACCUGGAGGCACGGGCAGGAGCCGUGCAGCAGCAGCAGGCGCAGCGCAUGCAGGCAUUGGCACGACGGCUGCAGGCCUUGGAGCAGCGCAGGGCUGGCGGCGAGACCUGCAUUUAGGGACGCAGGGGACAAUAAAGCACUGGUG